AUGGUUAGAGGUGCCGCAUACGACCCGGAUAUUGUCCGGCGCUCCAUUCAACAGUCCAACAACUCGACAAACAUGGGUCCAACCACUUUCUUCGACACCAUCGAGCAUAUCAAGAAGGAAUAUCAGCAGCUUCAGCAACAGGUCCACAAGCUGCGAAGCGAUGCCGAAAAGAAGGCGCAAGAGGUGAAUAUGCUCCAGAAACAGAAUCAGGAAGCCUCCAUGCAGAACCAGAACUUCCAAUUGGAGGCUGCCAGACAAGCCGAGAUUGCGAGAAGGAUGCAACAGAUCAUUCAACAAUACAUGAUGCAUCUACCUCAAGAACAACAACAAAGUCUGAUGAGAGGGCUAGAAAGCGCCACCAAAGUCACUACGCAAGUAUGUAUUAUUUUUGUUCAUGCGUUCUUUAGGUACUUGUACAGUUUUAGAUUAGCACGUUUACUUUUUUCAUCGAAAAAUACAAUUUUUUGACCAAAGACUUACUUAUACAGUUUUUGCAAAUUUCUUCGGGUUUUUGUCCAAUUUCAUCCUAUUUUACACUAAUCCUCUUGAAACUGGUGACUGCUUCAUCUGAAUCUCUUUCAAUUUAUCCCAUAAAACACCAAAAAUCCGGGAGUUGUAGGGGAAAUCACCGCUAAAUUCAGCUCAUUCCUAAAACAGUCGGAUUUGUUUCGUGUUUAAUACGCAUGGGACGUCGUCGGUUGUUUAUGCCCUCGUUUCUGCCGCGAACCUGGUCCCAGCCGAAAAUAAGUGGAAGGAUUUGAUCCAUUAGGGGAUAAUCCGCUCGGAAGGGUUAAGAGAAGACGGAUUAUCUUCCUCAAGCCCCUUUGCCUUUGAUUUCUACAAAAAAGGCGGGUAGCCGAAUUGGUAAUGAGAGAUGACAGAGCGAGGGAAAUCUGAGAAUUUUGAGUGGAAAGAAUUCGGGAAUUUCGGAAAGAUUAUAGGCGAUCUGAUAAAAAAAAUAUGGCGGGAAUGUCGAAGUAAAAGUUCAGGUAGAUGAAAAAUGCUAGUAUAUGCAAAUAGAAGAAAUUUAAAGAGGACUCAAGUAAACUUUUGAAUAAAAUCUCAUUUAAAAGAUUAAAUAUUUGAUAUUGUACCUAAAAUAAUGUCUUACAGUGGAGGACCUGGUCCAGUGGCAAAAAACUACCAUUUUGCAUCCGGGAAGUAUCAAAAAUGUGGCAAAAUGCUUCCCUCUCCAAGUGAAAAAACUACGAUUUCAAAAAGCCCUUCAAAACAAAGUUUUUUUUUUCACUUGGAGCGGGAAACAUUUUGCCACGUUUUUGAUGCUUCCCGGAUGCAAAAUGGUACGUUUUUUGACACUGGAUCAGGUCCGUCUCUGUAAAGGCAAACGAAGCGGCUGUAAUUGCUAAAUCAUAAAUUUUUGCAGGACAUCAUGGCGAUCCAACAGCAGCAACAACAGCUUCUGCACGCCAUGUCCGGCCAGCUCCCUCCUCAAUUUAUGGCCAUGAUGGGGAUGGACCUCAAACCCCAAGACGUGAUGGCUCAAAUCGCCGCGAUGCAGAACGCCGCCUUCAGUCCGGCGAUGCAGAUGCAAGCCCAGGCGGCGAUGGCUCAGGUGGCGCAGAUGAACCAGCUCUUCUCGAACCCGGCGGCCGCCGCUCAGGCCGCUCAAAUGAUGGCCGCCGCGCUCCCGGCCAGCUCCAUGGCCCAAAUGGCCGCCAUGCAACAACAUGCUCAGCCCAAACAACCCCUGACUUCCACGCCGAUCAGCAGCAGCGCUCAAUUGCCCACCACACCCAUGUCGUCGGCUACGAUCGGCCAAGGUGCAGCUAGUCCACUUCAACGAGCUGCAUCAUCGAGAAGUGGAUCAACCGCGGGCACUCCUUUGCCCAAAAAGUUCAAAAUGGAAGAGCCGGUAAGUAGCUUUAUUUAUCUUGAUCUAAGAGUGGGAUUAUGAAAUUAGAGGGCGUAUGGUUUUUAUAUUGUAGUAGCAUCUAAAAUAAGGUCCGAAAUUUAAUUUUAACCUAAAAUAAGAUUAUAGUCUUCAAACUGGAGAUGUUUUUGUUGUUGUAGUACAAGUAGUUACGAAAUUUAAAAAUUUCGGGGUAUUUUGGAUAUUGUGGGUAAUAAAUGCCUACUCUAAAGUAAGGUGAAUAUUUUUGCCCUCGGCCUGAAAUAAGUAUGGUUGUUUUGAUGGGUAAAACAAGGCUGAGUCUGUUUUUAAGCUGCUUAAAAUUGUGUUUUUGUCUGCCAUAAAUCGUGUUUAUCUUCCUGAACCUAAAAUAAACCUCAUGUUUUCAGCAAUCGCGGCCAAUUUCCACCUCGGCCAAGUCGGACAAAUCGGAUGAGGGCGGUCUGGUGAUCGACGUCCAAAACGAAGACCAACAACAACAGAACAACUACCUGAACUCGAGUUCCAUGCUCCCCUCCACGAACGGCAUCAACGGCACAUUGGCCGCCGUCUAG
This is a messenger RNA of Bursaphelenchus xylophilus (pine wood nematode), 2424 nucleotides long. Lineage: Eukaryota; Metazoa; Nematoda; Chromadorea; Rhabditida; Aphelenchoididae. The record is from the annotation of a GenBank genome assembly.